Nannizzia gypsea CBS 118893 is the source of this 3273-nucleotide messenger RNA. RefSeq names its product Poly(A) RNA polymerase cid13. The transcript is spliced from 5 exons. NCBI's taxonomy places the organism in Eukaryota, Fungi, Ascomycota, Eurotiomycetes, Onygenales, Arthrodermataceae. The record is from RefSeq and is a predicted model, not a curated record. Bases 1 to 3273 code for a protein of 1090 amino acids. Gene Ontology annotation, molecular function: nucleotidyltransferase activity. Gene Ontology annotation, biological process: RNA 3'-end processing.
AUGGCCUGGGCUGUGCCGGCUGAGAUCCCUAAUUACCAGCCCCCUUUCCGACCUACUCUCCCUACCCAGCAGUCAAGCUCUCUCCCGUCUACCCCUUACCAACUCCCCCGUGACCUACCUUUUCGAUCCAGAUCUCCUUCGCCACACCGCGGCAGUAUAUCUCCAAGGUCUGCGCAUUCCGAGUUCAACCAUACCCUGCCCGCCGUCCGGAAAGAAUAUGGCGGGGGCUGCAAGUAUGAGACAGGCAUGGCCCAUUUCAGAAGGCGGAUGCCAUACUCCCUUGGCAGUGACAUGCUCCCGGACGAGCCUGGCCCGCUAAAGGAGAAGCUCGAACCGGAAAAGGAGGCAAAGCUAAGCAAGGAUAUUAAAGAGCUCUACCAGAAGCUAUUACCGUCGCAAGAAAGCGAAGAAAGAAGGGUGCGGUUUGUACGGAAACUUGAGAAGUUGUUGGACACCCAAUGGCCUGGCAACGAGAUCAAGGUCAACGUUUUUGGUUCCUCAGGGAACAAGCUUUGUACAAGCUCGUCCGAUGUAUGUGUCCUGGCCGACUUUUUGGCCAAGAGUGGAAUGGAACGAGUUGUCUGUGUAUCUCAUGCCAAGGUACCUAUUGUAAAAAUAUGGGAUCCAGAACUGCAGGUGGCUUGCGAUAUGAACGUCAACAACACACUAGCGCUCGAAAACACACGCAUGAUCAAGACCUAUGUCGAGCUAGAUGACCGAAUUCGGCCUUUGGCAAUGCUGGUAAAACAUUGGACAAAACGGCGCAUCCUUAACGAUGCUGCACUUGGAGGCACACUUAGUUCAUACACCUGGAUAUGCCUUAUCAUCAACUUCCUACAAACACGAAUACCGCCCAUCGUACCGAGCCUGCAGAAACGAGUUGCCCAGUCAGAAGGUUCAACAGAUGGCGCCUCCAUUGCCUCUACCACAUCCUGUACCUCCUCAUACUCUUCGUUUGACGAUGAUGUUGAAAAGCUCGGCGGAUUCGGUGACGAAAAUAAGUCAACGCUAGGCGAGCUGUUGUUUCAGUUCUUCCGCUACUAUGCCUACGAGGUCGACUACGAGAAGAAUGUCAUGUCGGUCCGUCAUGGAAAGCUAAUAUCCAAGGAAGAAAAGGGAUGGCAUCUUCUACAAAACAACCGUUUGUGUGUCGAGGAACCGUUCAACACGUCAAGGAAUCUAGGCAAUACUGCUGACGAUACAUCUUUCCGUGGCCUCCACCAGGAGCUAAGGAGAGCUUUCAAGGCGAUCUCCGAAGGCAAACUGGAUGAGUGCUGUGAGCAGUACGAGUACCCACCGGAAGAAGAACGGGUCUGGGAGCGACCAACGCCACAGCCGCGACCGGUUCUCACCCCCAUGCCGCCAGCGCUCUCACAUCCCCGUGGAGGCAGGGGUGGAGGAAGAGGAAGUCGGAAUCAGAAUCACUACAACCGCGGAUCACACGGAGGCAGACGCGCAUCGAGUGCAGCCAACAGGUCAAAUAUGUCUAGACAUCAAAAUGCAGCCUUUGCGGCAGAAUUUGCCUUGCAGGCACAACAGGCGCAACAGGCGCAACAUGCACAAUACAUACUACACGACCACCUCUAUCAACAAAUCCAGAUCCUCCAGGCACAGGAACAGGAAUUGCGCAUGAAACAGGCUAUGAUAAGUAGUCGCAGCAACGCCUCGAUAAUGCGCCAACAUUAUAUUCAAUUUCCGAUAGCCCCUCAGCCGGAUAGCGGUUCGCCCGACGAAAACUCCCAAGGUCGAGCAAACAUGAUGCAUAGCCAGGGGCCCCUUACCGCCCCUGUCCGACAGAACGUCUUUUUCAGUCCUUCCUUUGUUCCCGUUAAUGUUGCGGCACCACAGCCACAGCCACAACCACAACAGCAACAGCAACAGCAACAACCAGCACCAAAUACGACAACUCCUCCCUCCCCAUCUCCCUCUAUCGUGACGCCAGACACCCGUCGUAAUCACAGACGGUCGUCGAUCGCUAAUAGCUCUCCGCGAAGUAGUUUAAGAGCACAAUCCCAGCCUGCUCGGCCAAUACCUGCUUGUGUUCCGAACAACUUCAGUACCUUCUAUGCAACCGCCAUGGGUCAACCAGAAGCACAAUAUGUCCAACAACAGAGUGCCCGCCAAUCACCGGACUCGCCUCAACGUACGCCAACCGAAAAGGACUACGGUUUUCCUGUCACAGGACCGUACUUCUUGAAAACAGGUCCCGUUGAUGAAACCGGUAUCUCGCCAGAGUAUCUAAGUUACUGUGUCGGGGACUCCCCUCAGACUCAGGAUAACAUGAACAUACAUGCGCGACUACCUCAACAACAACAACAGUAUCAGCAGACUACACAGCCAAAAACACAACAAGGUCAUGGUCCAUUGAUCAUUGAUGGGUCGGUUCCAGCAAACGACUACCGUCGCCAAUCCGCGCAAGAUGAACACAUCGAUCAGUUCUUUACCCCACAGAAUUCGUCUGUUCACAGCCAACGAACGUCUCGACAAGAUACACCGAACAACGGGUCUAGGGAACCGUCUCCCGCUGACCAUUUAGUUUACGACGAGGCUGAUUCUGCCUUCAACACACCGCACCAUGAGACCCAACAGCAUCAUCCGCAAAGUAAUGGGUGGACUCAAAAUGUCCGAACUAGCAACAAGCCCGUCAUAAAUGGCCACAUUGGUAGAUUAGAAACGCUGUCGGAACAAUUGCAGCGCUUCCAGCUUUCUGAUCCGGCAUACUUGCAUCACCUCGAUACAAGUCAUCUCGUCAAAGAAAACGGCGUUCAUACCCAUGACCAUCAUCACGCUAAUGGAAAUGGAAAUUCACAUGGCAACAGCAAUGGAAACGGAGUGCAUCAUGCGCCAGUACAACCGCAGAAGCAAGCCAUGGCCUCAAAGAUUACCCCUGCCAAAGAAGGCGGACGCGGCACGACGUCUGCGGUAAAACGCCGUGGUAACAACGGUCCUGGACAUGACACAGAGCAUCACUCGAAUGGUGUAUCACAAAAGCAGAAGCCAAGAUGGCAUUCUGUUAGCGGUAUACCCUCUAUGCCUGUUUCAAAUGCUGCCGAGAGCAGAGAUGCUCCAAAGACCAACGGCGUCCACGCAACCACGAAACCCCUCGCCAACGGCACCAGCCAUGAGCACGCCUCCACCGCCAACAACACUACCGGCGGUAGCGGAGGCUGGCAAACGACGACGACAAAAAAGAAGAACAAGAAAGGAGCAAAUAAACCCGUAACUGGAGCAGAGCCCCUUCCUGCCGAUGAAUCGCUAAGAAAAGGUGGAUGA